Phycomyces blakesleeanus NRRL 1555(-) is the source of this 738-nucleotide messenger RNA. RefSeq lists its product as hypothetical. Bases 1 to 627 code for a protein of 208 amino acids. Gene Ontology annotation, biological process: regulation of exocytosis; protein secretion; protein localization to plasma membrane. The transcript has 5 exons. NCBI's taxonomy places the organism in Eukaryota, Fungi, Mucoromycota, Mucoromycetes, Mucorales, Phycomycetaceae. The record is from RefSeq and is a predicted model, not a curated record. Gene Ontology annotation, cellular component: endosome; plasma membrane. Gene Ontology annotation, molecular function: GTPase activity; GTP binding.
AUGACCACAGCUAAAAGUGCAUCUUACGACUAUCUCAUCAAGUUGCUGCUUAUUGGAGAUUCAGGUGUUGGCAAGAGUUGUCUUCUUCUUCGCUUUUCUGAUGACUCUUUCACACCUUCUUUCAUCACAACAAUUGGCAUUGACUUCAAAAUUCGUACCAUUGAGCUCGAUGGAAAAAGAAUCAAACUUCAAAUCUGGGACACAGCCGGUCAAGAACGUUUCCGUACAAUCACAACGGCCUACUAUCGUGGUGCGAUGGGUAUAUUGCUUGUAUAUGAUGUGACAGACGAACGGUCCUUUGCAAACGUUCGAAAUUGGUUUUCCAAUAUUGAACAACAUGCAAGUGAAGGUGUCAAUAAAAUUCUAAUUGGCAACAAAUGCGAUAUGGUAGAGAAAAGGGUUAUUGCAGAGGAACAGGGACAAGAACUGGCUACUGAAUUAGGGAUUAGGUUCAUGGAAACCAGCGCAAAGGCUAAUAUUGGUGUAGAAGAGGCCUUUUUUGAUUUGGCAAGGGACAUUAAAAAGCGGUUGAUCGAUACACAGCAGGCACAGCAGACGCGUCAGAGAGAGGAGGUUAGACUUGAUGCUGCCCCUUCCAAGAGCAGCUCUGGAACUUGCUGCCAGUAAGCAUAUACAUUAUAUAUAUAUGCAUUUUUCCUUCUUUUUUUUUUUAAGAAAAAGAAAAAGAAAACAUACACACACACACAAUAAACUCCAACAGCCCAAAAAUCAAACAAG